This is a messenger RNA of Medioppia subpectinata, 531 nucleotides long. The record is from the annotation of a GenBank genome assembly. NCBI's taxonomy places the organism in Eukaryota, Metazoa, Arthropoda, Arachnida, Sarcoptiformes, Oppiidae.
AUGGGCAUUGAUUGCGGAAAACUUAAUCAUCCGUUUUACGAAGAUAUGGUGAUUAGGGAUCGGACGUAUGCCAUAUACCAAUUAUACAGUUCACAUGAACUGAGUUCAGUUCAUAGGCAUCUCUCGUCACUUUCAAUCGAUUACAUUGUUUUAGAAGCAAAUUAUUGUUACUCUCGGAGCGGAAAAUGUCGUCUCAAUGACAUCUGGAAAGUUGAAGACUUCCGACGAUUGGGUCGAAACCAUUACAGACAACAAGAGUCUCAACAGUCGGAGACAUUAAUAUGCGAUCGACUCUUUGCUCAUCCGAAACCAUUUUUUAGACGUCAUAAGUUGUGGUCAAUUGUAGCGUUAGUGGAGAGGAAUGUCAAUCCAUGGAAGCGUUCAAUGCAUGCAAUGUUAAGGCUAAGAGACAGAGAGGACGAGGAUAUCGGUUCUGAGCCACUGGUCAUGACGUCAGCAACUCUUUCUCAGAGCUUGUUUUCCGGGUCCUUAAACCUAAACCCAAACCUACAGUACCUGUGCUUCACCUGA